AUGGCUAGAACUCAAAAAUGGGAUGAGCCAAAAGACCGUUACUUCACACAUAACGGAUUUCCUGACCAGGCACCAAAUCAUGUGAAGAAAGAUGGCUUUGGCAAAGGUAAUUGGGGUAAACCAGGUGAUGAAGUGAAGGAUCUCAUAAAUGAGGGUAAGAUCCCGGAUAAGAUUAUGCAUAAGCAGAGAAGAGGCUCCAAUAUAAGUCAGAAUGAGGAGAAAUUUGCGGUGAUUCAAGCUUUGAGCACUCCUGAAGAGUAA
Brettanomyces bruxellensis is the source of this 261-nucleotide messenger RNA. RefSeq lists its product as uncharacterized. Lineage: Eukaryota; Fungi; Ascomycota; Pichiomycetes; Pichiales; Pichiaceae. The record is from RefSeq and is a predicted model, not a curated record. The transcript has a single exon. Bases 1 to 261 code for a protein of 86 amino acids.